AUGGGUAUUCCCUUGGUUCGCCUCCCCAUUGACCCUCUGAACAUCCUGUGGUCCGUCUUCGAGAACCCAACAUGGCGACUUCUUGACCUUUUCCCAGUCAACUGGGGAUCAUUUGCUCUGUACUCACGAAGGGGUUGGAACUUCAAAGAUAAAUCGGCGUCUCAUGUACGCUAUGGCCCAAUCUGGGCAAUCGUCACUCCACGUAAUAUCUGGAUCUCCAUUGCAGACCCGGACGCUAUCAGCGAGAUUUACAAGCGAAGGACGGACUUCAUACGUCCUAGCGAACUAUACACAUUACUUGAUAUUUAUGGCCCCUGUAUUUCGACCGCGAGUUGGACCGAUUGGCCACGACAUCGAAAAGUUCUCGCUGCCCCUUUUAACGAGUCAGCCAUGACCUUUGUCUGGACCGAGUCAGUCAAGCAGGCAACACAGAUGUUGGGCACUUGGCAGGCCAAAGAUGGGAGCAUUAUGGAUUACUCUAAAGACACGAGGAUGCUGUCUCUUAAUGUUCUGGCUGCCACCGGCUUUAAGAGAUCUUACAAUUUUGCCAGUUCUGACGCUGUCGACAGUCAGACUGGGACGGCUUCAUACAGAGAUGCAUUGCAGAUUGUCCUCGAUAAUAUUCUCACUGUCAUGCUUGUGCCACCUCGUUUACUCUCGCUCCCCUUCGCUCCCAGGCCUUGGCAGAGAGUUGGCAUUGCAGCAAACGACUUCAAAAGGUAUAUGAUAGAUAUGUUACAGGAGGAGACUCGAUCAUUCGAGCAGGGGAAUAUUGAAAAAGGUGGCUUGAUGACUGGAUUUUUGCGUGCUUCUCGGGGGACUAGCAAUGAUUCUCAGUCCUCUGAGCCCAGUACAAUUAUUAGCAAACGCCUCAAUCAGACUUUGUCCACGGAGGAAAUCUAUGGCAAUAUCUUCGUGAUCAAUUUUGCAGGUCAUGAUACGACAGCCAACACCCUAGCCUUUAGCAUGCUACUCCUGUCUGCACACCCCCAGGUCCAAGCAUGGCUUUCGGAAGAACUUAUGAAUAUCACCAAACACCAUGGAGAUAUCGAGUCAUGGACAUACUCUGAAGUCUUCUCCAAGUUGAAGCGCUGUAGAGCGGUGAUGCUGGAGACACUCCGGUUAUUCCCACCUAUCAUGGCGAUUCCGAAAAGGACAAACUCGAACCCUCAGUCUAUCCUUGUUGGUGACAGGAUGAUAACCAUCCCACCAAACACCUUCGUUACGCCUGGACCGUUAGCAAUCCAAACACUGCCGGACCACUGGGAAGAGCCUUUAGAGUGGCGGCCUCAACGAUGGAUCACCAGGCCAUCAGUUUCCCAUGUCAAGCCGUCCACAUUGCCAGAACAGUCAUGCGACGACGAAGAAAUACUCACACCACGCCAAGGCACAUAUCUUCCCUGGUCGGACGGUCCUCAAAACUGUCCGGGCUUGAAAUUCUCACAGGUCGAGUUCGUGGCUGUUCUCGCGACGCUGCUGCAGAAGCACAGGCUUUCGGUUGUACUUGAACCGGGGGAAACAUUAGACCAAGGUCAUACGCGUGCAAUGGCCACCUCACAAGACUGCGAUAUGUUGUUGCUUUUGAGAUUGAGGAAUCCUGGAAAUGUAAAGUUGCGCUGUACAGUUGGUCCGAGGGACUGA
This is a messenger RNA of Exophiala bonariae, 1641 nucleotides long. RefSeq lists its product as uncharacterized. The coding region runs from base 1 to 1641 and encodes 546 amino acids. NCBI's taxonomy places the organism in Eukaryota, Fungi, Ascomycota, Eurotiomycetes, Chaetothyriales, Herpotrichiellaceae. The record is from RefSeq and is a predicted model, not a curated record. The transcript has 2 exons. Gene Ontology annotation, molecular function: oxidoreductase activity, acting on paired donors, with incorporation or reduction of molecular oxygen; monooxygenase activity; iron ion binding.